This is a messenger RNA of Prunus armeniaca (apricot), 630 nucleotides long. Lineage: Eukaryota; Viridiplantae; Streptophyta; Magnoliopsida; Rosales; Rosaceae. The record is from the annotation of a GenBank genome assembly.
AUGGAUAGUAAGCUUCUUUACCUUCUUUCUACUUUAUAUCUGAUUUGGAUUUUUCGAAGCUUGAGGUACCAAAAGAAAGCUGCAAAGUUAGUCCAAGACUUCACUGCUGGUGCCAAUGAAGCUGCGCAAGAAACAUUUUCCUUGAUGAGAACUGUCCGGGUUUAUGGAACUGAAAGAAAAGAAUUUGGAAGGUUCAAGCAAUGGCUAGUCAAAGUUGCUUUUGUAAACAUUCGAGAGAGUGUGGCUUAUGGAUUCUGGUGUAUUAUUGCAGUGGUGUUGGGAGGAAUUUCAAUUAUGAGUGGUCAUGUAUCAGCUGAGCAACUAAUUUUUAAAAGCUUGGCUUUAUGGUAUAAGUUGCACAAUGACCUUGCAUCUACACUGGAACAGCGUGCUAUACUUGAGAAUGAAAUGUUGCGCAGACAGGAUGAGGAGCUUCAGUGUUUAUUUCCACAAACUGACCAUGCAGUCCCAUCCUAUCUGGAAUAUUAUCCGGUGGAAAAAGAGAAAUCCCUUGUAAACCAUGGUGUCACAAACCCAGAUUUGGGCGGACUAAUCUGGCUCCCACAGGAGGGAUUUUGUUCCUUCUUUUGCAACUACUGCCUUUUCACAGGACCUUACAGGGCUCCCUAG